AUGGCGAAGAAGAUGUUGCCGGCGGCGGCUAACGAGCUCCUCUCCGCCCUCCUCCACACCGGCACCACCUCUCCCGGCCGCCCGCCGCGAGCCGCUCGCAGCUCGCCCUCCGUUGUCCAUAGGUGCGCCCCUCCCGCGGCGCGGCUCGCCGGCGCGGGGACCACGCUGGUAGUCGACGUCGACGGCGCCCUGCUCCUGCCGCGCCGCUCGCUUUUCUUCGCCUACUUCAUGCUCGUCGCCCUCGAGGCCGGCAGCUUCCUCCGCGGCCUCGCCCUGCUGCUCCUCUACCCCGCCAUCGCCUUGCUCGGAGCCCUCGGCGGCCGCGACCUGGCCGUGCGGGCCAUGGCCGCGGUCGCCUUCUGCGGGCUGCGCGUUGGCACGUUCCGCGCCGGCCGCGCCGUGCUGCCGCGGUGGCUCCUGGAGGACGUGGCGGCCGAGGCGCUCGAGGCCGCGCGGCGGGCCGGCGACCCGGCGCGGGUGGUGUGGGCGAGCGCGAUGCCGAGGGUGAUGGUGGAGCCGUUCCUGAGGGAGUACCUCCAGGUGCCGGCCGUGGCGGCCGUCGCGGCGAGGGAAAUGAAGAUGGUGUGGGGGUUCUACACUGGCCUCAUGGAGUACCGUGAAGCGACGUCGUCGUCGGUUCUGAGGAAGAACGCGGCGGCCGGAGGCGGCGACGACGACGUCGUGGGGUUCUCUGCUGGCGGCUCCAUGGCGGAGUUCCUUCGCAGCCCUCUGGCAUCCAUCUGCAAGGAGCUGUACGUGGCGAGCCCGGAGGAGCAUAGCAAGUGGCGGCGCCUGCCGCGGCGCGACUACCCGAACCCGCUCGUCUUCCACGACGGCCGGCUGGCGUUCCUGCCGACGCCGCUCGGCGCCGUGGCCAUGUUCAUGUGGCUCCCCUUGGGCGCGGUCCUCUCCGUCGCCCGCCUCGCCGUCGCCAUGGCCCUGCCGUACCGGUACGCCACGGCACUCCUCGCCGCCACGGGCCAGUCGUGGCGCCUCCGCGGCGCGCUCCCGCCGGACAGCCGCGGCGCCUCCGGCCAGCUCUACGCUUGCAACCACCGCACGCUCAUCGACCCGGUCUACGUGUCCAUCGCGCUGGACCGGCAGGUCCGCGCCGUGUCCUACAGCCUGAGCCGCGUCUCCGACAUGCUCUCGCCGAUCGGCCGCACCGUGCACCUCGCCCGGGACCGCGCCCGCGACGGCGCCGCCAUGGCGCGGCUCCUGGGCCGUGGCGACAGCGUGGUGGUCUGCCCCGAGGGCACCACCUGCCGGGAGCCCUACCUGCUCCGGUUCAGCCCGCUGUUCGCCGAGCUCGGCGGCGAGCGCGGCGUCGUGCCCGUGGCGCUCGCCGUCGAGAACAGCAUGUUCUACGGAACGACGGCCAGCGGGUGGAAGGGCGUCGACCCCUUCUACUACCUGUCCAACCCCAGGAUGUGCUACACGGUGGAGUUCCUCGGCAGGGUGGACACGGCGGCCGUCGGGGAGGGGAAGGCGGCCAGCACCGACGUGGCCAACCGCGUGCAGCGGCUCAUCGCGGCGGUGCUCGGGUACGAGUGCACCAUGCUCACCAGGAAGGACAAGUACCUCAUGCUCGUCGGCAACGACGGCGCCGUGGCGGCGCUGCCGCCACGGCGGCAAGUAAGGUAGCGCCCGCCGGCAUGCAUGUGCGGCCAGUUCGUGCUCUCACUGGCCGCCCCUGUACAUAAUCAUAUAUCCGACUAUUAAAAUGUACCAUUCCACAGUACUCGAUGAAGAAAAAAAAAGGAAAAAUGAGAAAAAGAGGGACUUUGGUAUUUGCUUUUAUCAAGAACAGGUUUGAUAUUUGUAAGUUGCUUGAUGCCCUGAUGAAAAAUGUAGAAUUGAUGUGUAUAAAAACUAUGUAACUUACUCUUAAUGAAAGAAUACUAUG
This is a messenger RNA of Panicum hallii, 1906 nucleotides long. Its product is annotated as probable glycerol-3-phosphate acyltransferase 3. NCBI's taxonomy places the organism in Eukaryota, Viridiplantae, Streptophyta, Magnoliopsida, Poales, Poaceae. Gene Ontology annotation, biological process: cutin biosynthetic process. The record is from RefSeq and is a predicted model, not a curated record. Gene Ontology annotation, molecular function: phosphatase activity; glycerol-3-phosphate 2-O-acyltransferase activity. The coding region runs from base 1 to 1644 and encodes 547 amino acids. Gene Ontology annotation, cellular component: membrane. The transcript has 2 exons.